CUGUGACACACUGUGAUUUCCAUACAAAUUAAUUACAGUGAUAACGCGGACGAGGUCGCGCAACUUCAAAGAACGAAUUUGAAAGACGAAGAAUACAUCGCCUGCCUCCUACCGAGGUAAACAUUCGGAGUAACUCCGAUCCAAUCUGGCUCUCCAUCUUUGGUUCAAUCGAAUACACGUUCGCUACUGCCAACCGAGCAUCAGAACAGCAGAAGUUUGGAGUCACGUCUGCAGGCCCAGAUGCCCCCUGCGUAGCCACCACUAUCUACUACGAGUGUCAAUAGGCAAUAGAACGCACCUCACCAUGCCUCAAAAGCACGUUCAGGACGAUGUGUACGCCGCCUCUAUCGAGGAUCCGGAGAAGUUCUGGAUGCGCCAAGGACAAAAUCUGUACUGGCACAAGAAGCCUACCCAGGCGUUUCAAAGGAGCGCCAAAUUCCUCAAAAAGAGCAACGUAUCGCACGACUCGUGGAGCUGGUAUGCUGACGGAGAAAUAUCGACGACCUACAAUUGCGUGGAUAGACAUGUGGCGAAUGGAAACGGCGACAACGUAGCGAUUUACUGGGACAGCCCAGUCACGAACGCGAAAGAGCAGUACACAUACAAGCAGCUGCUUGAAGAAGUCGAGACACUCGCUGGAGUGCUCAGAGAAGAAGGGGUGAAGAAGGGCGAUGUCGUACUCAUCUAUAUGCCAAUGAUCCCUGGGGCGAUGUUUGCUAUGCUGGCGAUCGCUCGGCUGGGCGCCAUUCAUUCUGUCGUAUUCGGUGGCUUCUCCCCUGCAGCACUGGCGCAGAGAAUCGAAGCAAGUCGACCAGUUGCAAUCAUGACAGCAUCAUGCGGCAUCGAGGGGUCGAAGAAACCGACAGGUUACAAGAGCAUGAUUGAAGAAGCGGUGGAGAAGAGCAAAGUUAAACCGUCAAAGACGAUUGUGUGGCAGAGAGACCAGCUUAGAUGGGACCCAGUGGUCAAAGAGAAAGGUCAACGAAACUGGCAACGCCUUAUCAAGAGCGCCAAAAAUAGAGGGCUUAAAGCCGAGGCGGUGCCUGUGAAGAGCGGCGAUGGGCUCUAUAUCAUCUACACAAGCGGGACCACUGGUCUGCCGAAAGGAGUGGUUCGCUCCGCUGGUGGACACGCAGUUGGCCUCAACUUCUCCAUGAAGUAUCUCUUCGGCAUACACGGCCCUGGGGAUGUCCAAUUCACAGCGUCUGAUAUCGGCUGGGUGGUAGGUCACUCCUACAUCGUCUACGCACCUCUGCUUGUUGGCGCUUCAACCGUACUUUUCGAAGGCAAACCCGUCGGCACCCCCGAUGCAAGCACCUUUUGGCGAAUCAUCCAAGAUUACAAAGUGACCACCAUGUUCACCGCUCCGACCGCUCUACGCGCAAUUCGACGCGAGGAUGGAGAUAACGAGUUCUUCGAGAACAAGUACGGAGAGAAGGGCACGCUGAAGUCCUUGAGAGCGCUGUUCUUGGCUGGCGAAAGAAGUGAACCGAGCAUCGUACAGAUGUACCAGAAGCUCUUGUCUAAGCAUUGUGCGCCCGGCGCUAUAGUCGUCGAUAACUGGUGGUCAUCCGAGUCCGGGUCGCCUAUCUCUGGGAUUGCUUUGAGUGCACCUGCCGGUCUUGACUUUUCUUCAUCAGAACGAUCCAAACCACUUCCUAUCAAGCCUGGCUCCGCUGGCAAAGCGAUGCCUGGGUUCGACGUACGUAUCGUUGAUGAUUCAGGCAAGGAAGUGAAGAGGGGAGAGAUGGGUAACAUCGUCAUGGGCAUUCCCCUAGCGCCGACCGCUUUCACAACGUUGUGGGAGGAUGAGGAGCGGUUUUACAAAGGCUAUAUGAAGCGGUUCGACGGGAAAUGGAUUGAUACUGGGGAUGCUGGUAUGAUCGAUGAAGAUGGCUAUAUCUCCAUUAUGUCCAGGGCCGACGAUGUCAUCAAUGUGGCAGCUCACAGGUUUAGUACGGGCGCUAUUGAGCAGGCCAUUACGACACAUCCUUCCAUCGCCGAGGCAGCUGUCGUGGGCAUACCUGAUGCCCUGAAAGGCCACCUACCAUUUGCUUUUGUCACACUCGCUACGCAUACGCACCCAGAGCCCGCCGUUCUUGACGACAAGCUUCACUCCGAGGUGCAGAAACUUGUGCGUGAGCAGAUUGGUGCCAUUGCUUCCCUCGGCGGUAUCAUUCAGGGCAAAGCUAUGAUCCCGAAGACAAGAAGUGGGAAGACACUGAGGCGUGUCUUGCGAGAGCUGCUUGAAAACGCGACGCACGGGGAGUUAGAUAAGGAGGUCAAUGUGCCAAGUACGAUCGAAGACCGUGAGGCUGUGAACGUAGCGAGGGAGAAGGUUAGGGAAUACUUCGAGGUCAAGGGGAAGGAUUUACACAAAGCGACUGAAGUCAGGGCGAAGCUCUUUUCCACCACUCGACGAACGAUACACGUCCUGGUCGCGGAGUCGCUCGUCGACCUGUCGUCAGCGUCGAACGUCACACUGACGGUGUGCAAGAACAAAGUUUCCGGCGAGGCUGGCUCGUAUUCGCCCGGUUGGCUACCGGCUGCGUCAGGCUGCUCUGAACGGUGUCAGAUCGCAACGGCCCGUCCCCCGCGUCAAUUGUUAGUUACACAGAGGUGCACCAACGUCUCGAAACGAUGGCAUGUCAUUACUGACGAAUUCGACAUCAUGGAGAUGAUGUUCUUGUCACAGCCUUGGCCGCCUGGCAAGAUCGUCACCAUCCUGCGUCCAUCAGGCUAGACGCUCACGUGCUUGACAAUUGCUGCGGGCUCUGCAUGCCUUGCCGGAGUAAAGCUCCUGAGCAUUUCCGGGCUCGUAACCACGUGUGAAAUGUGACCAAUUUCAGGGUUCCAUCGAGCUGGGCCGCUUGGUGGUUCGACUCGGCCAGGAGCAUCCCAGCCCUGCAAUCAACCUGGCGAGCGGACUUCCAAUUUGCAGACCGUGGCUGUUCA
Molecule: messenger RNA, 2955 nt
Organism: Macroventuria anomochaeta
Lineage: Eukaryota; Fungi; Ascomycota; Dothideomycetes; Pleosporales; Didymellaceae
Product: acetyl-CoA synthetase-like protein
Exons: 3
Coding region: 305-2743 (812 amino acids)
Source: RefSeq, a predicted model, not a curated record